GCGACAACUGCGAAGUUUUGUAUGAAUGGUUUAAGUUCCUCAGGGAUGAAGUAUUGUCUAUAAUAGCAAAAAAUUUCCAAUAUUCUGUAGAAUCAAAAGUCGACAAUAAUGAAAAAUCGCAUCAUUCUCAAAUGCAAGACUCGAAAAUUGGAGAAAGCUCAGGAAAUUUCAAUCAGAAGUUUAUAAAAGACCAUUUGGAAAGCUAUAAUUUUGAGAGAGAAAUGUCUGCGUUCAGAAGAGAAAUUUUCGAGUGCAUCAUUUGUUGCGAGUUUAAAACUGGUCUAAAGUGCGUGCGCCUUGAACCUUGCCGUCAUGUUCAUUGCAGAGAUUGCAUACGGUCCUACCUGCAGACACGGAUUGCAGAAGGAUCGGUAUGUAAUAUCAUGUGUCCUAGCACUGGCUGUGAUAGUCAAUUACUCCACGCGCAGGUACGUGAGAUAGUCAGUAAAGAGGAAUUUGACAGGUACGAUCAGCUGCUGUUGAACAUGAUGCUGGAGACGGAUCCAAACAUGGUUCGCUGCCCGCGACCUACAUGCCAGUACCCGGUCACCAAAGACCAAAAAGAAAAGGUGGCCGUCUGUCCAAGUUGUAACUACGCAUUCUGCGUCCUGUGCAAGAAGGGCUACCACGGAGUCGAGGAUUGCGACAUAAAAUAUUAUGAGGAGAAAGCAUUAGUGAAAGAGUAUUUGGGAGCUGAUAGAAAGAAAAAAUUGCUAAUGAAAGCUAAAUAUGGAAAGAAACUGGUCAGAUUGGUUAACACAUCACUCAAUGAAAAAUGGCUUGGAGAAAACAGUAAAAGAUGUCCCAAAUGUAGGGCGUCCAUUGAGAAAUCGGCAGGAUGUAAUAAAAUGGUCUGCAAUCUUUGCAGAAGCAUUUUUUGUUGGAUCUGCCUUGAUCUGUUAGAUGACAAUGAACCUUACAGACAUUUUUAUGACAGGAAAUCUCCCUGCUACAAUAAGCUCUUCGAUGGUGUUGCACCUGAUCAUGAUGCUUUUUUGAAGAGGAUAAUGCUCAUGCUCAGCCGACGGGACAAUUGCCAGCCGCAGCAGGUCGACUGUUGGUGGCGGUCAGACGACCGGCGAGGCGACCGGCGGGGCGACUGGUGGCCGGGCGACCGGUGGCGGCCAGGGCGACCAACGGCGGCGGCCAGGGCGACCAAUGGCGGCGGCCGGACGACCGGCGGCAGCGGCCGGACGACCGGCGGCGGCGGCCGGACGACCGGUGGUGGGGCGACCGGUGGGGCGACCGGCGGCGGCCAGACGACCAGUGGGGUGACUGGUGGCAGCCGGGGGACCGGUGGUGGGGCGACCUGCAGGGCGACCGGCAGCGGCCGGGCGACGGUGGCGGGGGCAAACGGCGGGGCAACCGGCGGCCAGGCGAUCGGUGGCGGCCGGAUGACCAGUGGCGGGGCGACCGGUGGCGGCCGGGCGGGCGGGUGGCGGGGUGACUGGCAGUGCUAUGGCGGUAAGUUUAAUCAUAACACCUCCCCCAUCAAAUGUUGUCGAGGCCUAGCGGACCCCGGAUCCAAAUCGGGCAGAACUGGAACCGAUUCAGGAAGGCGUAAAUCAGGGAUAUUGGUAGUCAAAUCCGGUGGGAUAGAAGUAGGUGUCAAUUCAGGUGAAAUCAAAUCCGGUGUAGAAAAAUCAAGUUGCUCAGGGGCCUGUGGUACAGUAGGAGAAGUCAUCACAGGUGCAGGAGUCAUCACAGGUGCAGGAACAUUGAAUUGA
Messenger RNA from Nilaparvata lugens (brown planthopper), 1727 nucleotides. RefSeq names its product E3 ubiquitin-protein ligase RNF14-like. Gene Ontology annotation, biological process: positive regulation of proteasomal ubiquitin-dependent protein catabolic process; protein polyubiquitination; ubiquitin-dependent protein catabolic process. The record is from RefSeq and is a predicted model, not a curated record. Gene Ontology annotation, cellular component: ubiquitin ligase complex; cytoplasm. The transcript has 7 exons. The coding region runs from base 132 to 1727 and encodes 531 amino acids. Gene Ontology annotation, molecular function: ubiquitin conjugating enzyme binding; ubiquitin protein ligase activity; zinc ion binding. NCBI's taxonomy places the organism in Eukaryota, Metazoa, Arthropoda, Insecta, Hemiptera, Delphacidae.